AUGCCUCUGGAUCCACAAGCUUUUUAUCAGACUACCGCAGAGCCUGUUGUGCCAGAGCAUACUGUUCAAACCAAACCAGAAGUGGGAGAGUCGUCUGCCCCGGUGGAUAUGAAGCUACUCAAGAGGUUGGAUCGUUUCGAUGAGUUCAUCAAGAAAAGCCAAGGUUUAAGCAAACAGGGGGUGCUAGACUACGAUGAUCUGUGCCUUUUUCCAAAUGUACAACUGCCCGUGGGGUUCAAGACUCCGAAGUUCAAUAAAUAUGAUGGUACGGGCAACCCUAAGACACACUUGCGUUUGUUUGCCAACAAGUUGGGCAGACCGGUGGAUGACGAAAACUUGCCAUUAAGGUUAUUUCCAGAGAGUCUAGAAGGAGACGCCCUCGAUUGGUAUUCAAACUUAAAGCCAGAGGAAGUGAAGACUUGGCUUGAUCUGUCCAACGCCUUCAUCAGGCAAUACAAGUAUAACUGCGAGCUAGCACCGACCAGAACUACUUUGGAAAGCACGAAGAGGCGACCAGCUGAAGAUCAUAAGACGUACGCCAAAAGAUGGAGAAAGAUAGCUGCCAAGGUUGAGCCUCCGAUGACCGAAGAUGAAAUUAUUCACACUUUCAUAAAGGCGCAUGAUCCUCCACACUUCGAAGAAAUCUUCCGUAUGACCGGGUGUUCAUUUGCUGCGAUUGUGAAUAAACUCGAAGAGUAUGAUGAUUUUGUGAGAGUCGGAAAAAUUGUUAACGUCUCUGCCCUAAAAUCACAAGUAGAAGCUUUGCAAGGACAAGGAAGCAGUGGGAAAGGACCACAGUUUAAAAAGAAAGAGGGGGAUGCAACUUUUGUCUGGAGUCACAACCCUUCACCCAGACCCCAAUACCAACACAAUCCAACCUACCAACCACCUUACCCUUGCUAUUCAAACCCUCACCAUGUAUAUACUACCAAUAUUCACCACCCUCGAUCUCGUCCAAGCUAUACUAACCCAUCUUUAGUCCCUUUUCAUAUUUCUCAACCAAAUCCUCACCAAAACCGUCAUCGGUCUCCAUUCAAUCCAAGAAUGCCUCCACCAAACAGACCCGUUUACAACUAUCCUCAACCCCCUAAAGCCAACAACCCAGGACGUAACCGCACAUUCACCAAUCUCGACAGGCCUUUGGAUCAAUUAUAUGACCAAUUGAAGGCUGCCGAAAAAAUAGGUAUCAUUCCCCCUCCAACCUAUCCGUAUGGCAUGCCCGUUGGAAGAAAAGAGGCACAAGCGCCAAAUGUGGAUAAGAACCCCCUGCCAGAGUACGAUAACACCAUUGGGGUUAUUAUGGACAAUACAGAAUUUAAGGAGCCUGUUAGAAACUCGUUAAGUGAGGCUGAGGUGUUUGGAAAUGAUGCAGAAUUUCCCGACAUCCCUGAAGGAUCAAUUUCCAAUUGA
This is a messenger RNA of Coffea arabica (coffee), 1410 nucleotides long. The record is from RefSeq and is a predicted model, not a curated record. Lineage: Eukaryota; Viridiplantae; Streptophyta; Magnoliopsida; Gentianales; Rubiaceae.